AUGAUGUGUCACGAAUCCGAGACCGCUCGCCUGGUUCCAUCUCAAUUUGGGCGCGAGAGUCAAGACAGCUGUGACUUUGAAGCAAGACAGUUGAAACUGCGGAGUGACAAACCCUGUGACCAUCAGAGUCCACGCUUCGAUUGCUGCCAAGAAUCUCAAGAAGGUUUGGCUGGUUUGGCUGAUUGUUGCAAUGUUUGGCAUCAUUGCUUGUUGCGAUGUUUGGGCCCGAUCUUUGGCUGGCUCGGUUUCGACAUCUUAGAUGGCUGGUGGCCUGAAAGGCAAAUGACUUCUGCAGAAUAUGUGUUUUAUCAGGCUCAACAGAACCACAUUAAGCAUGUGGAAUGUAUCACCCGGGCCGUGAAAGGGAAGCACGUUGGAAGAGAAGAACUUCGAAAGGCAGUUCUGUCCUUUGCCGGAAGUGAUCAAUGCACUGAAGUGACCUGUGCCGAGCUCAAAGCAAUGUUCUACUUUGCCGAGUGUCAGCAAGACGGACACGUGAUAGCGAUGUCGAUUGGAGAGUUUCAGUGGAAUACAUCCUGGCCACAAAGCAAGAAGAGUGCACAGUUGAUCUCAGAUGCGCAAGGAAUUCUCAGCUGUGAAGCUAAGCUGCUGAAUGAGAAUGAGCCGAAGGAGAUCGCCACAGAGCCCAGGGCCCAGUGGGUGCCGCAACGCCUCAACCUUGGCACCCGCGGUGUCAGGCAAAAAAUGGCAGGAGGAGCAACCUUUCGAAAUCCACACAAUUUGCCGGUGAAGGACUGUGUCGUAUGCGGCCGUCCCUUCACUUGGAGGAAGAAGUGGGAACGUUGCUGGGACGAGGUAACGACUUGCAGCAAUCGGUGCAGAACUGAACGUCGACACCGCGCCAAAUCCAAAGAUGGGGCAGUCUUGGCAGGAGUCUCUGCUGCUGCCGCCGCUUCCGCUGGAAAAAAAGUCUCAAAAUCGGAGGAAGCCAACGAGGACGCAGAAGACUCCAAAGAGCCUCUUGAGGGCCUUGAGAGCGAGGAAGGAGUUCCUGCUGUUUGGAAGAGGAAUCCCUCUUUCACCUUAAGCGUGGAAGCCUAUGCACAGGUUGCAGGGGAGGAGCCCAUGGAUUUCCCGGUAAACCCACUUGCCUUGGCCAAGGAAGGCUCCAUGGAAUCCUUGAUCGAGGCUACGCAUGGCUUGCUGGUGCUUGAGCAUGAGGAAACGGUGUCGUAUCCUUUUCCUUUGGGAACACCUGACGAAGCCUGUGAUUCGGCAAUGAUUGUAGCCGGCUCAUGGCUGGAGAAAUUGAAGAAAGGCGGUAGAGUUGAUGCGAAGGAGCGUUUCUGUGAAUCAUUUGUCACAAAGCUGGAGGAGAACGGAAUGAAGGACGGGCAGGUCUACAAGGUUGCAGGUUCGGAGGCAGCCUUGCUAUCGCUGAAGAAACCAGAAAUGUUUAACGCGGAGCUGUGAUUCCAGAAAAGACAAAUGGCAUGAAUCAAAGGGAUUCAAAGGGCGUAAUGCUGCUGAGGGGGUGAUCUCACAAGCCUGAAAGCAACUUUGAAACCAGCUGCCACAAUUGGUGUUGUCACAAGUUGUCACAAGAAAUAUAUACAAACAAAUGAAUGCUCUUUUGGUUCCCCCAACGAUGCGGUGGUUUGCCAGAAGCGAAAAAGUUCAGGAAUGCAUUUGGGUUUGGUUUUCUUUGGUUUUCUUGUC
Molecule: messenger RNA, 1680 nt
Organism: Cladocopium goreaui
Lineage: Eukaryota; Dinophyceae; Suessiales; Symbiodiniaceae
Source: the annotation of a GenBank genome assembly